Messenger RNA from Maudiozyma barnettii, 1143 nucleotides. RefSeq names its product Dcc1p (gene DCC1). Gene Ontology annotation, biological process: mitotic sister chromatid cohesion; maintenance of mitotic sister chromatid cohesion. The transcript has a single exon. Bases 1 to 1143 code for a protein of 380 amino acids. The record is from RefSeq and is a predicted model, not a curated record. Gene Ontology annotation, cellular component: chromatin; nucleus; chromosome, centromeric region. Lineage: Eukaryota; Fungi; Ascomycota; Saccharomycetes; Saccharomycetales; Saccharomycetaceae.
AUGUCAAUAAACCUGUAUUCUAAACUGAAACAAGAAAAUAGUAACAUAAGUUAUAAACUGAUCGAAUUGAAUGAUGAUCUAAUGCAUGUUCUUAAGGACAAAGAUACGUGUAGAGGAUUACGAUUCAAAUCUCUAGAUAAUGAAAAAUCUCAUGUAGUGUUAUGCUCUGAGGACAAGACGUGGCUUGUGAGACAGAAGGACCAUUCCAAUAUGUCCAUGAUCAUGCAUGAAGGCGUUGUAGAUAAUUCUAUGGUGAUUGAUCCAUCGUCAUUGUUUGGUUUGCCUCCACCAAUUACUGACUACAUUGGGUUUGCAAGAACAACUUAUGAAUACGAGACGAUAGAUACAGAGGGGCGUCUACAUCUCGAUUUUGUACCAAUAUACGACGGUGAAAAGGAUUUCUCACCUCCGAAGCAUCAACAGGGGCUUAUCUUUGAGGACUUGUUAAAAAAGUCUCCAUGUUCAAAGGGAGAAGCUCUAGCACAAUGGCAUAGUCUAGGUGGUUCCACGAUAGAGGGGCAAGUUUGUCUCCUGAGCUCACAAUUUAUAAGCAAAGCAUUACAUGUCACACUAAUGAGUGUGUUGGCAGAAUCUAUGAAACUUAACGAAUUGAAGUUGAAAAGUUCAUACGAGGCUGUAAAUAAAGACAUGGACAGCGGAUUCAACCCGUACACCGUAGAAGUUGUCGAAACUGUCUUGAACAAAUUCGGUAGACAGACUGAUAUAACGUCCCAGGAACCUACAUGGGAAUUGAACAAUUCGGCUAUUGCUAAAUGGUAUGGUAUUCAAUCACUUAAAAAAUAUGUUAAUAAGAGUGCUUUACCAAUCGAUGAGUUUAUGUUACAAUGGAGGUCUCAAUUCCCCCCUUUCUUUCCUUGCGAUAUAGACAUGACUAUGCUGAGAGGUCAUUAUUAUCAACCACAAGAAAAACAAAUCCAAUAUUUUGCACGUAACACUUUGUCAAUGGAUCCCAAGGACCGAUUCAAGACAUUAUUCAAGUUGCAAUCCUCCUGGGAUCUCCGGGAUAUCGAGCCGUUCAUUGAAGAACUCAAUGUGAAACACUUAAAGAUCGACUCCUUCAUCAUGAAAUACGCCAGAAGACGUAGGGUAGGUAAACAUUACAUUAUCACCAGCAGAGCUUAA